CGAGCAUCGUCCUCCGCGGAGCGCAGCGCGCUUCUGCCUUGCGCUCCGUGCGGCGGCUGGGCGGCCCCCUCAGCCCCCUUGCGGGGGCAGCCAUGGCCUUCACCGUGCUGGGGCCCGUGGCCGCCCACGUGCUGUCCCCGGAGCUGGGCCUCUUGUCGGAGGAGGACGGGGAGAACCGCAGCGAGAGCGGCGCCUCGGACCGCUCGUACGGCUGCUGCGAGGGCCGGCGGAAGGGCGGGCGGCCGGGCGGGCACCGGCCGGUGGUGGUGGUGAAGCAGCGUCAGGCCGCCAACGCCCGCGAGCGGGACCGGACGCAGAGCGUGAACACGGCCUUCACCGCGCUCCGCACGCUGAUCCCCACCGAGCCGGUGGACCGCAAGCUCUCCAAGAUCGAGACGCUGCGCCUGGCCUCCAGCUACAUCUCGCACCUGGCCAACGUCCUGCUGCUGGGCGAGGGCUGCCAGGACGGGCAGCCCUGCUUCCGUGCCCUCUGCGGCGCCAAGGGCGAGGGCGGCCCGGGCGGCCCGCCGCGCUCCAUCUGCACCUUCUGCCUCAGCAACCAGCGCAAAGGGGGCAGUCGGAGGGAGCUUGGUGGGAGCGGUUGCUUGAAGGCGAGAGGGGGGAACCACGUGAAGAUGCUACGGAGGUGAGCUGAGGGCAGCUCUCUGUCUACGAAGGCCAGCCAAGGGGGAUCCGUGCCGCGGACAACUGGAUUUUGUCUUCCUGACUGGGGCAGUUGGGGGUAAUGGAACCUGAUGCUGGUGGGUUGAAAGCCCCACUUACAAGCGGGGCUCUGCCGUAUGGACUCGGAGGAGACUGAGCCGGAUGGAAGCUGUCCCUGCGUUGGAUUGCGACCAGGAACCGGGGCUGCAACAGAGGGACUACGUAGCCCUGCCACGGACUUUGGUUGAGCCUCUAAGAGACCUUCGCCUGUUCCGGGGAGGGUGGCCGGAGCAGGAGGCCGGAGCCGGCCGGGGGGACAGGAAAAGUGCCAGCACUCCUGGCUUGGAUCUCUAGCCUCUCUUUGAAAGGACAGUCUUGAGACCGAGCUCCAGAUGUUCGCUCUGCAACUUCCAACAUUCUCUGAAGCCGUUCCCCGAACCCCCCAGCUGCUGGCCAUGCUGACUGAGGGAUUCUUGGAACGGGAGUUUGUAGGAGGAGAGCUGAGUUGAUCUACGGUGGCAAAAAAUCAGGAGUUGGGCAGCAGUUUCCCGACGAACACGCUUUAUUCAAAGGCUUUCGUUGCAAAAGGGCUUCUGCCGUCAAAUAAAACGCGUUCGUCGGGAAAAGCCCUGCCAGAUUCCUUCUGAUAGUUUGGAUCUGGAGUUGCAAGACCCGCAAAAGACGAAGGGAAAGUUGGAAAAGGGCUGGGCUGGAAGACUGAACUCUAUUGCUAAUCUAUGAGGUCACCGUUGUAAUGUUAUUUCCUUAUUCAGCGGGCUUAAAAAUAAAGAUUUUUUUUUUCCCCUCUCA
Python bivittatus (Burmese python) is the source of this 1473-nucleotide messenger RNA. It is a transcript of the gene TCF15, whose product is annotated as transcription factor 15. The record is from RefSeq and is a predicted model, not a curated record. Gene Ontology annotation, molecular function: DNA-binding transcription factor activity, RNA polymerase II-specific; RNA polymerase II transcription regulatory region sequence-specific DNA binding; protein dimerization activity. Gene Ontology annotation, biological process: developmental process; regulation of transcription by RNA polymerase II. Lineage: Eukaryota; Metazoa; Chordata; Lepidosauria; Squamata; Pythonidae.